UGUUCUUUUUGUUUCUUGUAUUUUUAGUUAAAAAUGAGUGAAAGUGAAAACUCUGAAGAUAGUUUCUUUAUGGAAGAGAAUGAUUCAAAUCCAGUUUCUAGUGCAGGAGUAAAGGCGGAAGAUACAGAGCUGCUUGAGGAAAACGGUUCUGGAAAGGAAGUUGACGAUGAGACCUUUAUUGUGAGUGAAAGUGAAGAUGAAAAGAAAUCAAAUGACAAGAAAGUUGUUGCAAGCAAUACGAAGAGAAAAAGCAAGGGUGAUGAAGAGAUUGAUAAUUCAAGCGAUAAUGAUGAGGAUGAGGAUGAGGAUGAAGAAGAUGAUAUUGGUGAUAGUGACGACGACGAUGAUGAUCUUGGUGAGAUUGAUGAUGAUGAUGACGACGACGACGACGACGACGACGACGGGGACGACGACAGCAAGGAUAGCAUAGGUGAAGUAGCUCCCAUUUUAGAAAAACGAAAGCCCUUGACCAAUGCCCAAAUUGAGGAAAUGAACAAGCGAAUCAAGAACACUGGAGUCGUCUAUCUGAGCACCAUUCCUCCAGGAAUGCGCUGGACGCAGGUCAUGCAAAAACUGAAGGAGUUCGGCGAGAUCAACCACAGUCAUCUCCAGGAAGCGGCUGGGUCUUCCAAGCGUCGAAAGAACCAGGUGAAGUUUGUGGAAGGCUGGGUGGAAUUUGUGAACAAGAAGGACGCAAAAACGUGCGCUAGCCAGCUGAAUGGGCGGAUUGUCGGCGGCAAGAAGUCCGGAAAGUAUCGCGAUUAUAUGUGGAAUAUGAAGUAUCUGCAUGGCUUCAAGUGGCCGCAACUGCUGGAAAUGAUGAACUACGAGAAGCACCUGCGGAACGACAAGCUGAAAUCGGAGUUCACGAAGCAGAAGAAGCAGGACGAGAAGUAUUUAGCCAACGUGUCGAAGUCGAAUCGGAUGAAGCGGAAGCGCGAAGCUGGAGAGAAAGCGGAGACGCCAAAGAAGCCGAAGAAGGAAUGA
Molecule: messenger RNA, 987 nt
Organism: Blastocystis hominis
Lineage: Eukaryota; Bigyra; Opalinata; Blastocystidae
Exons: 2
Coding region: 34-987 (317 amino acids)
Biological process (GO): small-subunit processome assembly; endonucleolytic cleavage in ITS1 to separate SSU-rRNA from 5.8S rRNA and LSU-rRNA from tricistronic rRNA transcript (SSU-rRNA, 5.8S rRNA, LSU-rRNA); endonucleolytic cleavage to generate mature 5'-end of SSU-rRNA from (SSU-rRNA, 5.8S rRNA, LSU-rRNA)
Cellular component (GO): nucleolus
Molecular function (GO): RNA binding
Source: RefSeq, a predicted model, not a curated record